CGACAUUAACCGGCCGGGAGGGAGGGGGGCAACAAGACUUGAAAUCGCAAGCAGGUUAUAGAAGAGCGAAAUCACGGACGAGUCGCAACCCUCGUGCUGAUUGGCUGCCUUUCUCAAACAUUAACCCCGGGGACAGUGUAUCUCUCAUAGUUUUUUUUUUUUUUAAUGAGUUAGAGCAUCUCACCCGGGCUUCUUCGGUGCAUUCACUGCUGUGGUGCACAGAGAGUGGUUUGAAAAUGCCCAAAGCUGGGAAUCCACAGCCGGCCAGCACGGCUGCAGUGAGCAGUAAGGAGGAGGAGGUCGCCUCUCAGUCGAGCUCCACUUCAGGUUCAAGCUGCACUGCUUGUUUAAGAUGCUUCCGACGCGUGAUCCCGGUUGGUUUCAAAGAAGAGUUAUACCAGCUGUCAUGUUUGGCAGGGCCAGUGUUUGUGUCUCAGCUGAUGAUUUUUUUGAUCGGAUUCGUCAGCACCGUUUUUUGCGGCCAUCUGGGAAAACUAGAACUAGCUAGUGUUGCACUCUCCAUAGCGGUCAUAAAUGUUUCAGGCAUUUCUGUGGGAACCGGUUUAGCUUCAGCAUGUGACACGUUAAUAUCGCAGACGUACGGCAGUGGGAACUUGAAGCGAGUGGGAGUGAUUCUGCAAAGAAGCAUCCUCAUUCUACUGCUGUUCUGCUUCCCUUGUUGGGCUCUUUUAAUAAACACUGAAUCCCUUUUACUGGCUGUGAGGCAGAACCCAGAGGUGGCCAGGAUGUCCCAGCUGUACGUGAAGAUAUUCAUGCCCGCUCUUCCUGCAACAUUUAUUUACCAGUUACAAGGUCGCUAUCUGCAGAAUCAGGGUAUAAUCUGGCCUCAAGUAAUCACUGGUGCAAUUGGGAAUGUUAUAAAUGCGCUCAUAAACUACAUAUUUUUGUAUGUGCUGGACCUGGGAGUGGCGGGCUCCGCGGGGGCCAACGUAAUAUCUCAGUUCAUUCUAAUGGUUCUUCUGUUUGGGUACAUCCACUGGAAGAAGCUACAUAAAGACACCUGGGCAGGCUGGACUACAGAAUGCCUGCAGGAAUGGGGGGACUUCGUGCGCCUGGCGAUCCCCAGCAUGCUCAUGCUCUGUAUAGAGUGGUGGACUUACGAGAUCGGAGGCUUCCUCGCAGGUCUGAUCAGCGAAGUGGAACUUGGGGCUCAGUCUGUCAUAUACGAGUUGGCUUACAUUACCUACAUGGUCCCUUUAGGCAUCAGCGUGGCAGCCAGCGUGCGCGUGGGAAACGCUCUGGGUGCUGGGAACACAGAAGAGGCCAAGACCACCAGCAAAGUGGCCAUGAUGGGUGCAGGUGUGUUUGCAGUGCUGUUGGCUAUAAUAAUUGCAUCUUUGAAGGACCUGGUCGGCUACAUCUUCACCACGGAAGUAGAGAUCAUUGACUUGGUUUCAAAAGUCAUGGUUCUGUUCGCACCAUUCCACUUCUGCGAUGGGCUUGCGGGUGUCUCUGGGGGUAUUGUGAGAGGAGUUGGCAGGCAGAAGUUUGGAGCCAUCUGUAAUUUGGUUGGAUACUAUGUAGUGGGGUUACCUGUAGGAGUUUCAUUAAUGUUCGCUAUGCAUAUGGGAAUUGUUGGUCUGUGGUCAGGCAUGCUAUUGUCCGUGGCUAUGCAGGCAGUCUCCUUCAAUAUCUUCAUUGCGAAACUGGACUGGAAGAAGGUCACACAGGAGGCCCUGGUCCGAGCUGGGGUGCAGACCCUGAGAGACGGCAGAGAGAACGAGGUUCAUGUGAACGGGAUUGACAGUGCGGACCCCUCCCCAGACUCCAAGGCUGAGCAGGAGAUGGCAAUGGAGGACCUGAGUCCCAGUCACACUGACACGGAGGGGCUUGGGGACGGCAGAGCAGAGGGCUCGAUGAGCCCGGUGGGGGGGAUCCUGUCCCUCCAGCAGCUGGUCCUGCGCCGGGGGCUGGCUGUGAUCGGGGGGCUCCUCAUCCUGGCUGCGGGGAUCAUCGUCAACGUCACUCUCACCGAGUUCACAUGGCACUCCAACAGCACGGUGUCGCCAGACACAGGCAGCAACGCAACACAGCACCGCUUCUAGCACGGCUGUUACAGAGUGGACAAAGAAACUCCCUUUUAUUAACAGACUGCACACCCUGAAAAGAACAAAACUAUAGGCAUCCUGCCUGGCGGAAGUAGAGCACAGAGAAGCUGUUAGAACAGCCUCCCUCUGCUCUGUACUAGUGGCUCUUGUACUCUCUUAACAGCCUCCCUCUGCUCUGUACUGGUGGCUCUUGUACUCUGUUAACAGCCUCCCUCUGCUCUGUACUGGUGGCUCUUGUACUCUCUUAGCAGCCUCCCUCUGCUCUGUACUGGUAGCUCUUGUACUCUCUUAGCAGCCUCCCUCUGCUCUGUACUGGUGGCUCUUGUACUCUCUUAGCAGCCUCCCUCUGCUCUGUACUGGUGGCUCUUGUACUCUCUUAGCAGCCUCCCUCUGCUCUGUACUGGUGGCUCUUGUACUCUCUUAGCAGCCUCCCUCUGCUCUGUACUGGUGGCUCUUGUACUCUCUUAGCAGCCUCCCUCUGCUCUGUACUGGUGGCUCUUGUACUCUCUUAGCAGCCUCCCUCUGCUUUGUACUGGUGGCUCUUGUACUCUCUUAGCAGCCUCCCUCUGCUCUAUACUGGUAGCUCUUGUACUCUGUUAACAGCCUCCCUCUGCUCUGUUCUGGUGGCUCUUAUACUCUAUUAAUAGCCUCCCUAUUCCAGUUUCACUCUUGUGAAGGACCUCUGCUAACUCUUUUUUAGUAUUUGUAUUACGUCUAAAUUAGGUCUAUUCACAGUAACCAAUAUGCGUGACAGAUCUUUUUUUUUUACACACUCAGCUUUAUCUUUUUACUUCAUAUGAUGCAUUAUAACAAAGGUUUCCUAGAUCUAAAAAAUAAAAUAUAAAUAAAAUAAAAUAAAAAUAACUGGGGGUUUUGAGGAGCGGGGUAAAAACAGAAACCAGUGUGUUCCUGAUAAGUGUUUCCAGCAGUGAAUAUUUUACUUUGGUGUUGGAAACAUUGUUAUCAAGAACAAACUGUUUUGUUUUUCAUUUUCUUUUUAUUUGUAAAAACAAAAUUUUACUAAAAAAAUGUUACAAAAAAUCGCCUUAUAGGAAUGUGAAAAACUGGCUACUUUUAAAUUCAUAUCUGUUACUGCUGUGUUUUGUCAUGUAGCCAUUUUUUAUUUUAUGCUAUCUGGAAUGUUCACUGAUAAAUUGAUUCACAGAAAUGCUUGAUUUCGAGAUCGGUAUCAAUAGUUAGCGGCUCUAGUACACUAUAAAAGCAUGGAAGGUUUUUGUAUGUAUAAACCAGCUUGGUGAUUUUAAAAUAAAAAAGAGAAAUGUAACUAAGUAUUUGCACUUGUACGGUAUUGUUGGCUGUAAACCCUAGAAACGUUGGUUGAAAUUGACCGUGAAUGCGUUUUGUUUUGUUUUUUUCGGUGGAAUUAUAAGACUUUGAUUUCUGGUUUGUAUUUUAUUGUAGAAUGAGACUUUGACCUCCUUAGUUGUAUAAUCUCUGUAUCACUGUGACAGUUCAUUUCUAAUUAUGUGAGUCUGAAAAUGCAAAGUAUUGUAGAACAUUCUUCCGCAGUGUCACCUAUUGUAUUAGUGGGAGGCAGAUCCCUGUUCAAAUCAUUCAAAUAAACUCCACUAUGGAGUUCAAACACAUCUUGCUGUGCAAAGUAUUUUAAUAAAAGAGACUACUCACA
Molecule: messenger RNA, 3717 nt
Organism: Acipenser ruthenus (sterlet)
Lineage: Eukaryota; Metazoa; Chordata; Actinopteri; Acipenseriformes; Acipenseridae
Product: multidrug and toxin extrusion protein 1-like
Exons: 17
Coding region: 237-2066 (609 amino acids)
Biological process (GO): xenobiotic detoxification by transmembrane export across the plasma membrane
Cellular component (GO): membrane
Molecular function (GO): antiporter activity; xenobiotic transmembrane transporter activity
Source: RefSeq, a predicted model, not a curated record